Molecule: messenger RNA, 1932 nt
Organism: Lottia gigantea (owl limpet)
Lineage: Eukaryota; Metazoa; Mollusca; Gastropoda; Lottiidae
Exons: 9
Coding region: 178-816 (212 amino acids)
Cellular component (GO): cytoplasm
Source: RefSeq, a predicted model, not a curated record
AGAAGUUUCUAGAAAUGAAAAAUGAUGACUCAUGUCAAGAAAUGACGAUUAUUCUGAAGUUUUGAUUAAAAGUGAAGGUAAAGUUUGAACAUAAAGAGCUAGGCCUGAAAGUAAGGUUAAUCAAGAACUAGAGGUGUUGAUACCCCGUUCCUUCCUUUGGAUACAUAUCUGUAAGAAAUGGCUGGAGUGACCCCGUCCUCUAAUGUGAUUGACACAGAAUCCUUAUCAAUAUGUGUACAGUUACUACAGACAGAGUGUGAAGAUUCUACUGCUAAUCUUAAAGCAGCCCUAGAUCUUAUCAUUAAGAUAUGCAGAAAUAUUCAACAGAAUCCCAGUGAAGAGAAAUAUAAAAAGAUAAAGAAAGAAAGUAAAUCAUUGAAAGAGAAAGUUUGGAAAUAUGAUGGAGGACAACAAUUAUUAUUAACUAUAGGCUGGACUGAGGUGGAUGACAGUAUUAUAUUUUUAGAAGAAAAAGAUCUUUCUGGUGUUAUCAAGUUUCUAGAAGAUAAACUAAAAGAAUAUGGUUUAACCAAUGGAGCAAAUUCUACCUCCAGUACAACUCAGGUUCAGUCUGGCUGGUCAGAAGCUGAAAUGAAAGAAAAAGAGAGGUUAUUGAAAGAACAAAAAGAAAAAUUUCAAGCUCAAAUCAGACGGAAGAGAGAGGAACAGAAACGCGUCAAGACUCAGAUUGAAGCAGAUAGAGAUAAUAUUAAAGCCAGAGAGUUGAAGGCUUCGAAAGCAGUAGAAAGAAAGUUUGGUAAUAAUGUUAAAAGAUUCGGUGAUAUAGGGGUCAACUUAGAUGGCCAGGGCGGAUGAGGUUAAUAUCCCAGCUGUAUUGAUAGAAGACUGGUGAAAUUGUGUUGCUAUGACAGCAAGUAUCUACCAGUCUCUCUACAGCUGGUCACAGACCAACAGAGAUGUAGUCCCUAUCAACCUAUCACAGAAUUGAAGCAUGACAUCAUUACAUCAUUUUUUUUUUAAUAUCAAGCACUUACAUCAUUGUAUCAAUUUUCAUUGUUGGACAUUUGGUCAUUUAUUUUUUUCACAGACCUCUGUUAAUACCCAUCUCUAUUUAAGAUUCUGUAAAUGUCAGAGUGUAUAGGGCUAUGUCUCCUUUUCUCACUGAUGUUUUUGUAUGAAAGAUUCUAUUAAAACAAGCUCUAUAUAAUAGAAACUGGAUGGUUAAAAUAUAUCAGUGAGAAAUUCGACUAAACAGAUUGUAUGGUUGACUUUUUAAGUUCAGGCAUUUGAAGCUGUGGUGUAUGUAAAUUUACCAACCUAACCUAAAAAUUACAAACAUUAACAAAAAAAAGAAAAAUUGAUUCAGUUAAAUUGAUUAAAUUUUCUCCAUAAUGAGUUCAAAACUAACUUUGCAAUGGAACACAACUUUGAUAUUUUGUCAUUUUUUUGUCAUAGAGUUUGGAAGUAUUUCUUUUCUAAUUACUAAAUUAAGGACCGUACAAAGGGAAGGACCAAUUACUCAAAUACUUGGCUACAUUUGUGAUAAUAUUUAUGAUUUAUAAAUUGACGCUUCAAGUGAAUUUUCCCCACAAUGAGUUCAUUGAUAUUUUAGAUAUAAACCUGUUCUUUUCAUCUUUCAUUUUUUGUAAAUUUAAAACAUGAGAGGGAAUGGGUCCAUCAUUCAUCCUUAUAAUUUUAUUUAUUUGUAAUACUUAUAUACAACCAGAACAUUUUGAAACUUAAUUGCAAACAUUGUGCUCUGUAUGAUGAUAUUAUAAGUAGAAAUUGAUUACCUCAAUAUCUAGUUACUGUCUUGUUUGAAGUAGCCUAAUUAUGCGCAUAAUCUCAAAUAAGCACUAUUCAAAUUUUUAAUUUAAAUAUUUGUAAAGUAAUUAUUUUCAUCCAUUCAGAAAUUAUUUAUGUAUAAAUAUCUUCUACAAUAAAUAUACAUGUACAAUAAACAUUAUUUUU